AUGAGAGCAGCUCGCAUUUUGAUGAACGAAGCAAAAAAACAGGGCCGUGCUAGAGUGCCUGUUCCAGUGGAGAUGUACCCAUUGUUUGCUGCCAUGGGUGUGGCCGUUUGCUCUUUGGGCUACUUCACCUAUAGACACUUCGCCUACGACAAGCAAUUGAGGUUGUGGAAAAACCCAAACUUGUCUCGUGUUGACGAUGUUUUGAACGAGGCUGCCCAGCAAGAGAAGAAGGAGGCGGAAUCCGAGUAA
Candidozyma auris is the source of this 249-nucleotide messenger RNA. RefSeq lists its product as uncharacterized. Lineage: Eukaryota; Fungi; Ascomycota; Pichiomycetes; Serinales; Metschnikowiaceae. Bases 1 to 249 code for a protein of 82 amino acids. The transcript has a single exon. The record is from RefSeq and is a predicted model, not a curated record.